AUGUCACGUUUGAAAAAUCCUAACAAGGACCUUGACAUUGAGUACGAAAGAUUAGAAUCGCUUUCGGGAAUGCAAUUUCUACAGUCUUGGUCGAACGGGCUGGAGCAGGUCUGUCGAUACGACUACGAGUUUGACAACAGUCAGCAAGAGGACGACGUGUUUCAACGAGACAUCGAGGACCAGGAUGAUGCGAAAUCACGUCAGUUCGGCAUCGAGCUCUUCUGCGACGAGCCUCACUCGGACGAAGAGAUCAAGGAGACGUUGAGCUCGCUGACUUCUCUGGUCCUGCGUCCAUCAUCGCUCGCAACGAUGGGAUGGGAGAAGUUCAAUCAGGCGGAGGAAGAGCAUUUCGAAGACGAGCCCUCUCUCUACAGCCUCUGCAACAUGAACAGACUGUAUUCUGAACAAUGGACCCCCACUGCAGCAAGCAGCUCGAAGAACGUUACAAGACCGAGCAACAACAUCUACCAGCAGGAGCAGGAGCAGCAUGAGCACGUCAAUGUGAUCAAGAAGGCAAAUCACGCGCAUGUCUCAAUGUUACAUGUCCCUGCUGUCACUGAAGUUCCAAUCUUGAAGCCUUCGUUCACCGAACUCAACAACCUUCCUGAAUUUUUGAAAUCGAUCGACGCUGUGGGCAGGUUUCAUGGAGCUGUCAAGAUCGUGCCUCCUACUGGCUGGCUGGAGCAGAAUAGCAAGCACAGAGCAACGAAGCUUGACAGUUGGAAGUUCUGUCGACAGUCCAGAGUCUACCUUGACGACCAUGAGUGUGGUUGGUACUCCAUCAAGCGCCAAGAGCAGCAGACUAGCGAUUUUCCAACCGUCAAGUCCUCCCUCGUGCAGAAGAGCGAGGAGUAUGAGGAGUGGCGGGAGGAUGGAAAGACUCUCGAGAUCGAAUUCUGGAGGGACGUCGGGGCGAUAGGGCAGGAGGUUGAGACCGCCCACCAUGAAGAUUUCUCGCUGCUCGAUGAAGGAGGAAGGAACUUUCUUGGAGGGAAACUAAGUCAAGCACAACACCACUCGGUCUCCUUGGGAAUGAGCCGAGCUAGCAAGUCGCUCUUGUUGUUGCACUUUGGAGCCAGCAAGACGGUCUACGUCGUUCCACCUGCCUACAAGGAGAAGUUAGACAAUCUCCCGCAAGAAAUCAACAAAACAUCAUUCGGGUCUUCUCAGAGCCCUUUCUCUUCCAUCUCCCGGGACUGUUUGAUCGACCCUGUGGUUCUCCGCCGGUUUGAGAUUCCGUUCCACAAGACAAUCGUGCAGCAAGGCGAGAUCAUCAUUCACUGGAGCAACUCUUACCACUGCCACAUCGAUCAUGGCUUCAACUGCAGCGAGGUGCUUCAUCUCCAGCACCAUCCCAGCACAGAUCCCAGCAGGCCUCCCAUGGGCGUCAUCGAGAUCGCCAAGACGUCCCUCCCAGCAGACAGCAACGCCAGGGAAGUGUUUGAGGAGCCACUCAAGGAGGAGGCGAACAGCUCGAGCCAGGGAGAAGGAGACUUGGCGGAGGAGUGGGGAGGGGAAGGAGCAAUCCGACGGCGCAGGAAGAGGAAGUAUGAAACGGAUGGUGCCAAGGCUGCUGGUGAGCCCGUGGAGCUUAAGAACAAGAACUGUCACUUCUGUGAGCACGCGCCGAAGCGAUGCUCAAUCUUCACUUGCACGAACCCAAAGUGCGAUCAGAUGUUCUGUGACAAAUGCUGCAAGAAUCAUCUGAACUCUCCUCUCUCUUUCCGCUCUCAGCAGGAAGCCGACAAGUGCGAAUGGAAGUGCCCGCUGUGUCGCAGGAACUGCUGCUGCACCAAGAGUGUCUGCAAAGAAGAUCACUUGCACUGCAAGAGGUACAGAAGAAGGAUGAAGCAGCUCAUCCAAGGAUAUGAGUACUACAUGUGA
Molecule: messenger RNA, 1884 nt
Organism: Guillardia theta CCMP2712
Lineage: Eukaryota; Cryptophyceae; Pyrenomonadales; Geminigeraceae
Exons: 7
Coding region: 1-1884 (627 amino acids)
Biological process (GO): chromatin remodeling
Cellular component (GO): nucleus
Molecular function (GO): histone demethylase activity
Source: RefSeq, a predicted model, not a curated record